Drosophila ficusphila is the source of this 2264-nucleotide messenger RNA. RefSeq lists its product as uncharacterized. NCBI's taxonomy places the organism in Eukaryota, Metazoa, Arthropoda, Insecta, Diptera, Drosophilidae. The record is from RefSeq and is a predicted model, not a curated record. The transcript has 2 exons. Bases 133 to 1884 code for a protein of 583 amino acids.
UUGAGUUGCCAACUGCGCAGGUCGUGUCACGAAAGUCAGGCCAGGACUCGCUGUCAGUUUCUAGCACAUAAAAAAUAACUUUUUGUCGGCAGGUAAAUUCAGCAUUUUGCGUGAGUAUAAUUAUUCCGGGAAAUGGAUGCUAGCUACAGGCAAAAAAGGGAGUGGCUUAAUAGCCGUGGUUCAGAUAACGGCAAUGGCAACUACGGCGGCAAUGGAGAUGGCGGCUAUUCUGGCCAAACUGCCGGCCGCCAAAUGGGGAGAAACGGAGGGGGCUGGGCCCCAUGGUCUAACUCUAACUCGAACUACUUGUCUGGCAUUUCCGCUGACUACCCUGCUGCCCCGCAGGUUGGUUCUCUUUGGAGCCGUCAAAAAUCGAAUUGGAACGAGGACCGUAACAACCAAGUCUGCCCAAGUAGCGCCAUGAACAAUCAGUUGUUGUCAGGCAAUCGCGGCGGUCCUUCAAACGGGGACCAGUGGCAGCCCAUGCAGAUGCAGGAUGAGGUGCGGGGACCACCCGAUCAUAUCAGCGAUGCCGUCUCCGCUCUUAGCGGAGCCAGGCGCAAGUGGUACUACCGCUACCUAAAUACGGGCAACGGGCACGAAGAAUCCCUGAGAAAGGCCAUAGAGAGACGUACCAAUCCGUCCGGAUUUAAGGGUGGUGCCCUCAAGUGGUACGACAAGUACAUUGACAUGGGUUUAAGUGAGAAAGAGGCUCGGGCCAAAGUUCUGGAGUACCAGAAAAGUCACCCAAUCCAUCGGCCGGAGAAGUGGGCACGCUCUGACCGCGACCGCAAGCGUCCGAAGCCGCAGGAGUCUGGUGACCGCGACCGCAAGCGUCCGAAGCCGCAGGACUCUGGUGAUCGCAACCGCAAGCGUCCCGUCGAAAACAGCCGGGCCAAAGAGGAGCCCAAGAAACAAAGGAGGACCCCGGAAGGGCCUCCAAAAGCUGUGGGCUCCAAUAGGAAAGGCUUUUCCAUAGCCGUAAUGGCGAAGAACUAUCCCGAAGUCAUAAUGAGCAAGGAGCAGCUAACUAUGAUAGAGGCUGCCCUCGUGGAUGAGAUGCGCAAGGGCUGGAAAAGCAGCAUCAACUUCGGAGGCAUCGAAUUCCUUCCCGGACUGAUUCUAGUUGUCUGUUUGGACAUGAACUCCAAGCAGUGGCUGGAACAGGUAGUCCCCAAGAUCAAAGUGGUACCGGGAAUUACACUAUCGUCUUGUAGAAAGAAUGAGAUCCCCGCCACCAAGGGGUUUACUGUCUUGGUCCCACGCUCUUUUGAAGAGCCCGAUCAAGUAACAAUGGAUCUUUUGAAAGAUCAGAACUCGGACCUCCUGUCGAAAACCUGGCGCUUAUUCCGUGUUAGCCAGCUCAAGGACGGCAAGGUACUGUACAUCAGCAUUGGCGACAAGGCUUUCGACCUGUUGCAGAAGAAGGACUUGACCGUCAGCUACCGCUUCAGCCAGCUCUCGUGUCGUCUGAUUAGCGGAAAGGGUGCCCUUAAGGCGCUUCGCGCGACCCGCACACAGGCACUCAAUAAAGAAGCUGAAAAUGCUGAGACAGCCGAAAUUGACUUGACUGAGGAGGAUGCCGAUGAGGAUGCCGAGGAGGAUAUAUCUCAGCUUGAGCUGACAGUUGUGGACGAAAUAAGGGGGGACGAUGACGAAGAGGCAGAUAUGGUUGAUGAGCAGCGCGAGGAAGAUGAAAAUGGUGAAGGGGAGCUCGAUGAAAAGGAGGGAAUUGCUGGGGAGGAGGUCGAACCUGAGGAGGAGAACGCUGGUGAAGACCACGAGCAGGAGGAAGAGAAUUGUGGUGAGGAGCACGACCUAGAUGAAGAAAUUGGUGGUGGGGAGCACGAGCCAGAAGUGGUUGAGAUCACAAACAUAGAUUGAGCUCCUCCUCGUAAGUAUACACCAUUUGCAGAAAGCCCAAGGCGUAAAGGCGAUCUCAAGGCAUUCGAUGCGUAGCGACGUUCAAAACCUUACAAUUACUAACUACAUAACACCCAAGACUUAUUCGACAUAGGACUUUAGCAGUGGGAAGCUCAUACGCCAUUGGCGUAUAUUAUCAUUACUCGAAGAAAACUUGUUCCUUUUAAAUAUACAUAUAUUACCGCUCAACGCAACAUUUUUCAUACACUGACGUCAUAUUUUAACAUAAUUCCAAAGAAAUCUGAAAUGUUUUUGAUAUAAACUAUUGCUUUUGGACAAAGCAUUGGAAAAACACUAAAAAGGACACAAAUAUAAUCAUACAUGCAUCGAAAAAUUCCAAA